Messenger RNA from Dromaius novaehollandiae (emu), 1938 nucleotides. It is a transcript of the gene CD22, whose product is annotated as CD22 molecule. The coding region runs from base 1 to 1914 and encodes 637 amino acids. Lineage: Eukaryota; Metazoa; Chordata; Aves; Casuariiformes; Dromaiidae. Gene Ontology annotation, biological process: negative regulation of B cell receptor signaling pathway; regulation of B cell proliferation; B cell activation. The transcript has 11 exons. Gene Ontology annotation, molecular function: CD4 receptor binding; protein phosphatase binding; sialic acid binding. Gene Ontology annotation, cellular component: recycling endosome; early endosome; extracellular exosome. The record is from RefSeq and is a predicted model, not a curated record.
AUGGGGGUCCCGCCCCCCCGGGCCCCCCUGGCCAACGCCUCCGCCCUGCUGCGCGUCCGCUACGCCCCCCAGGAGCUGCGGGUGGAGGUGGCACCGGCCGCCCCGGCCAUCGAGGGCCGGGAGGUGACGCUGAGCUGCCGGGCGGCCGCCAACCCCCCGCCCCACGGCUACCGCUGGACCCACAACGGGCGGCCGCUGCCCCACGGCGAGGCCCAGCUCCGCCUGGCGCCCGUCCGGCCCCGCCACGCCGGCACCUACGGCUGCGAGGCCACCAACGCCGUGGGCACCGCCGCCUCCGACGGCCUCCUCCUCGACGUCCGCUACGCCCCGCAGGACCUGCGCCUGGAGGCCUCGCCCCCCGCCCCGGCCAUCGAAGGCCGGGAGGUGACGCUGAGCUGCCGGGGGGCCGCCAACCCCCCGCCCCACAGCUACCUGUGGACCCUCGACGGGCAGCUGCUGCUCCACGGCGAGGCCCAGCUCCGCCUGGCCUCCGUCCAGACCCACAACGCCGGCACCUACCGCUGCGAGGCCACCAACGCCGUGGGCACCGCCGCCUCCGAAGGCCUCUUCCUCGACGUCUACUACCCUCCCCGCGGGGCCUCCCUGCAGGCCCUGUCCCCGCUGCCGGCCCUCUCGGGCACCCGGGUGACGCUGCGCUGCGCCGUGGGGCCCGCCCGGCCCCCCGCCCUCCCCGCCGUCCUCUGGCUCCGCGACGGCCGCCCGGACCCCGCCGCCCCCCCCGGCCCCACGUGGGCCUUCGCGGCCGCCCCGGAGCGCGCCGGCACCUACAGCUGCGAGGCCCGAAACGCCGCCGGGGCCGCCCGCUCCCCCCCGCUGCCCCUCGACGUCUGGGUGCCCCCCCAGGCCGUGCGGGUGGAGCAGCGGCCCGGGGGCCCCGUGGCGGCGGGGGAGCCCGUGGGGCUGCGUUGCGCCUGGGGGGGGGCCCGGCCCCCCGUCGCCGCCGUCGCCUGGCUCAAAGAUGGCCGCCCGCUGCCCGCCGCCGGCCCCCACCUCCGCCUGCCCCCCGCCCGCCCCCCCGACGCCGGCGCCUACGUCUGCGAGGCCCGAAACGCCGCCGGGGCCGCCCGCAGCCCCCCCGCCCUGCUCCAGGUCCUCUACGGGCCGCGGCAGGUGGAGCUGGUGCCGGAGCCGGGCCCGGUGGUGCCGGAGGCGGCCGACGUCUCGCUGCGGUGCCGAGCGGCCGCGUGGCCCCGGCCCGGCGCCUUCGAGUGGUUCCGCGACGGGCGGCCGCUGGGCCGGGGCCCCGGAGACCUCUGGGUGCUGCGCGCCGUCGGGGCCCAGGCGUCCGGGCGCUACCGCUGCCGCGCCACCAACGCCGUCGCCUCCGCCGACUCGCCCGACGUCCCCAUCACCGUCUACUACUCGACCGCCACCAUCUUGCGGAGAACCUUCCUGGGCCUCGGCGUGGGGCUGGGCUCCCUCCUGCUGCUGGGCGCCCUUGGGUGCUGCCUGCGCCGCCGGUGGCGGCGGGUGGCGGCGGACGAGGAGCCGGUCGUGGAGCCGCCGGGGACCUUCUUCCUCCGCAACAAGAAGCCCCGGACGCCUGGAUCCGCCGUGGGCCCCGCCGACGCCACCCUGAGCUACUCGUCGCUGCUCUUCCCGCCCGGGCGCCCGGCGGGGACCGGGGCCAGGCUGCGCGGGGACGCCGUGGUCUACAGCGUCCUCAAGAGGGGCCAGGGGGACGCCAAGGCCGCCGAGGGUCCCGACUACGAGAACGUGGGACGCGGGGACGGACGCGGGGACGGGGACGGGGACGGGGACGGGGACGGGGACGGGGAGGGGACCCUGCUCUACGCCGCCCUGGCCCUGUCCCCCCCGGGGACCCCGCGGGGACGCGGGGGGGACGCUGGGGACGCCGAGGACGCCGUGGAGUACGUGGCCCUGCGCCACUGAGGGACAUGGGGACACGGGGGGACA